UUGCAAGGCUUUCUUCCAUUUUCAAUGUUCUUAUAAAAAAAGAAUGUCUAUAUGUAAAUAAAAAAUUAAAAUAUCUAUAUAAUAACACGCCAGUUCUGUCUGUCUGUCACUUUUGCAAAGGGGAUAAAAUUUCUUUGAUAAAGUCUAUAAAAUAUGGCCUAAAAAUUAGUUCUGUAAAUUAGCAAACUUUGACGUUAAAGCAGUAUUGACGUCAAAGGAAAGUAUAUUGAGAUUAGUGAAGCCAUUGCAUUGCACUUUAAAAAUUAAGGCUAAAUAACUUGGAAACGGGUGGAAAUAACUGACGUCAUCUCCUGCGUAGGUAAUAGGGACCACCUGGGACCAAUUUGGGUAAGUUUCCCAAACCUGGGUCCCCGAAUCCGUUUCGGAAUGGACGGGUUGAUGACGUCAUCAAAAAACCUUCAAACCCUAAUAUCUCUGCAACCGUUUGUCAAAAAUACACGAUCCUAUACAUUUUCUUGAUCAGCGUUUCAAGAUCUAUACGAUGAAAGCAACAGGCAUACACAUUUCUGAAAAAAAGUUUUGUGUUCUGACAUGUCUCUGCUGACAUCAUCAAAAUUUAAAUGACGGUUAUUUUUCUCUGUUAUCCUGCCUAAGUGGAUUUUUCCACGGGAUUUAUCGACUAGUCUAUAUAAUAAUACGCUAAGUGUGUCUGUCUGUGUGUCUGUGACAGGCAAAGUGGAUGUGUUCAUUUUCCUUUGAUGUUGCCGAAAAAUGCAUGUCUAAUAUGCUAAAUUUUCUGACUUUACGGCGCUACGUCAAUAACACUACUUUAACGUCAAUAUCCUAUAUUAAAUUAAUGAAGCCAUUACAGUGCACCUAAUACUUUAAGGGCAAAUAACUUGGAAACGAGGUGGUGAUGUCAAUGAUUUUUCACUGCGUGGGUAACUGGGGACCACCUAGGGCAAAUUUGGGUUAUCUUCCCAAACCUGAGUCCUCGAAGUCGUUUCGGAAUAGACGGGUUGAUGACGUCAUUAAAAAACCUUUAAACCCUAAUAUCUCUGAAACCGUUUGUCAAAAGUACAUGAUCCUAUACAUUUUCUUGCUCAGCGUUUCAAGAUCUAUACGAUGAAGGCAACAGGCAUACACAUUUCUGAAAAAAAACAUUUUGUGUUCUGACAUGUCUCUGCUGAGGUCAUCAAAAUUUAAAUGACGGUUGUUUUUCUCUGUUAUCCUGCCUAAGUGGAUUUUUCCACGGGCCUUAUCGACUAGUCUAUAUAAUAAUACGCCAGUUCUGUCUGUGACUUUUGCAAAGUGGAUAAAAUUUUUGAUAAAGUCUAUAAAACAUCGCCUAUAAAUUUGUUCUGUAAAUUAGCAAACUUUGACGUUAAAGCAAUAUUGACGUCAAAGGAAAGUAUAUUAAGAUUAGUGAAGCCAUUACAGUGCACAUAAAACUUUGAGGCCAAAUAACUUGGAAAAAAGUGGUGACGUCAAUGAUUUUUCACCGCGUGGGUAACUACAGACCACCUAGGAUUAAUUUGGGUAAGUUUCCCAAACCUUGGUCCCUAAAUCCGUCUCGGAAUGGACGGGUUGAUGACGUCAUCCAAAAAACCUUUAAACCCUAAUAUCUCUGCAACUGUUUGUCAAAAGUACAUGAUUCUAUACACUUUCUUGAUCAGCGCUUUAGGAUCUAUGCGAUGAAGGCAACAGGUAUAUAAAUUUCUAGUUUUUAAGGUUUUUCUAAAAAAAAAAUUUUAGGUUUUGACGGGCCAUUGCCGACGUCAGCAAAAUUUUUUUAAACCCUUAUAUCUCAUUAACCGCUCAUCAAAAGCACAUGAUCAUAUACAUUUUCUUGAUCAGCGCUUUAAGUUCUACACAAUAGAGGCAACGUGAAAACAUGUUUCUGAAUUAUUUUUUUUGUGGAUGAGUUGCUGACGUCAUCAAAAUUCAAAUAACGCUUCUUUUUCAUUUUUAUUUCAGUGGAUUUUUCCAUGGGCUUUAUCGACUAGUCUAUAUUAUAAUACCCGUGUAUGUCUGUCCGUCUGUCACGCAUAAUUGUACCGAAAGUAGCGAGACGCACGCACUAUGCUGUUUAAAAAGAACGGGCAAACCCGUGGAAUUUCCAUGGGCCACUGACUAGUUUUACAUAUAGUAUUCUCAAAAAAAGCUUUAACUCGAUGUAUUCGAAAUUGAUCUAGAAAAUUUUGGAAAUUCCAUGGUACAAAUCCUUUUAUGUAAAACUAGUCGAUAAAGUUCCGUGGAAAAAUCCACUUAGGCAAUAGGACAUUGAAAAAGUUGGUUGUUUAAGACGUUUUGCUGACGUCAGCAUUGCAAAUCCAAAAAAAAUUACGAAAUUUAGUGUAUUCGUUGCCUGUAACGUUUAGAAGUUGAAACGCUGAUCAAAAUAAUGCAUAGGAUCAUAUCUUUUCUACGAACGACUAAGGACAUCUAAGGGUUUAAAAAUUUUGCUGACGUCAGCAAUGGCCCGUUAAAACGCGAAAUAUUUUUUUAAGAAAUUUAUAUCCCUGUUACCUUCAUCGUAUAGAUCUUGAAACGAUGAUCAAGAAAAUGUAUAGGAUCAUGUACUUUUGACAAGCGGUUGCAGAGAUAUUGGGGUUUAGAGGGUUUUUGAUGACGUCAUCAACCCGUCCAUUCCGAAACGGAUUAGGGAACCAGGUUUUGAAAAAUUACCCAAAUUGGUCCUAAGUGCUCCCUAGUUACCUAUGCGAUGAAAAAUCAUUGACGUCACCACCUCGUUUCCAAGUUGUUUGGCCUCAAAAGUGUAGGUGCACUGCAAUAGCAUCAUUAAUUUAAUAUAGGAUAUUGACAUUAAAGUAGUUUUAUUGACGUAGCACCGUAACGUCAGAAAACUUAAGAUAUUAGACAUGUAUUUUUCGGCAACAUCAAAGGAAAAUGAACACAUCCACUUUGCCUCUUACGGACAGACACAGUCUCCGUAUUAUUAUAAGAGACUAGUCGAUAAAGCCCGUGGAAAGAUCCACUUAGGCAGGAUAACACAGAAAAACAACCGUCAUUAAAAUUUUGAUGACGUCAGCAAAGACAUGUCAGAACACAAAUUUUUUUUUCAGAAAUGUGUAUACCUGUUGCCUUCAUCGUAUAGAUCUUGAAACGCUGAUGAAAAAAAUGUAUAGGAUUAUGUACUUUUGACAAACGGUUGCAGAGAUAUCAAGGUUUAAAGGUUUUUUGAUGACGUCUUUAACCCGUUCAUUCGGAAACGGAUUCGGUGACCCACGUUUGAAAAAGUUACCCAAAUUGGUCCCAGGUAGUCCCUAGUUACCCACACAGGAGAUGACGUCAGUUAUUUCCACCUGUUUCCAAGUUAUUUAGCCUUAAAUUUAUAAGUGCAAUGCAAUGGCUUCACUAAUCUCAAUAUACUUUCCUUUGACGUCAAUAUUGCUCUAACAUCAAAGUUUGCUAAUUUACAGAACAAAUUUAUAGGCGAUGUUUUAUAGACUUUUUCAAAGAAAUUUUAUCCACUUUGCAAAAGUCACAGACAGAACUGGCGUUUUAUUAUAUAGACUAGUAGAUUAGGCCCGUGGAAAAAUCCACUUAGGCAGAAAAACAAUUGAAAAGUUCUGUCAUUUGAAUUUUGAUGACAUCAGCAAAUAUUUAAGUAUAUUGAAUAUACGUUUUACUAAAAAAAAUAAUCUGAAAAUGCAUAAAAAGAAAGUAUAUAAGUCAUAAUUUAACAAAAAAGUUCCUAAAAUCUAACACAAAAUAUCAAAUGUCAAAUCGCAUGAAAUCCUACCAACUAAACUUCAGACAAAAUAUGAAAAACAACGGCGUGCAAGGUGUAAAAUCUAGUUAGUAGAAAGUUACAACAUUGACAGUCCCAUCCAGACAGUUACGACAACAAUAAUAAUAAUGUCAGAAAUAACACAUCUAAAAUAUGUAUACAUCUUAUUAUGUGAUUAUGUGGAAAACCUUCAAUAUUUUAAUCUGAAAUGUCGAAAAGAAGGGCUUAUAACAGUAAGCACAGAUCUAUGAAAUAAGUUCUUUAUGCAUUUUAAACAUUGUCUUUUCCCUAAAUGCUUAUACAACAAUACAACCUGAACAAUAUCAAAAAGCCAAACUUAAACAAACAUAAAACACCAAAAAACAAAAAGUUAAACUAUAAAAAAUCAUUUAUUCGGUUGCAUACCAUCCUCUCCCGCAAAGAUAUGCACAAAAUGUAAAAAUUGACCGGUUAACAAAACUGUACUGACUUUACCAAACAUUUUAAACUGAAAUGUCGAAAAAGCAAUGAGCAAGGAGUAAAUUUCAAAUCAACAAAAAUCAUUAUUUUGAAAACAUUGUAUAUAUAUAUAUGGUCCUUCCUCACAAAAGUUUACAAUAAAUGUAGAACAAAAGGUUUAUGAGGAGUAAAUCAAAAUAUGAACAAAAAUCAGUUCAAUUGGCAUGUUUUAUAUUGUUUUCACCCAUAAAAUCUUCCACAAAAUUGAUAUGAAACCCAUCAAAUUCAACUCAGAAAAAGCUGUCAUUUAAGUGCAUACAAAACACAACUUGGAAAGUGUAAAAUAUCAAAUUACUAUUUUUAGUAUAUAUACUUGCAUAUAACAGUUUCAGUCUGAACAUUCAGUAAUUUUUUAUCAUCACCAAAUAUUUAUUCCCGUAAUUACAUUACUUACAGUUAGUUUAAAGUUUAAAUAGUUUAUAAAACAAAAUAUAAAAUAUAAAAAAUCCAACUUACACAACAGCUCGCAGUCUAAUUGUACAAAAAUUUGUUCUUUCAGUAUUUUGCAUGUAGUCUUUUUCCACAAAAGUUUACACAGCAUUUAAAAAACAGCAGUUUGCAACACAAACAAUAUAAUCGGCAACCAUACUAUUCUCUGCUGAGAAAUUUUAAUCACAAAUGUAAAAAGCACAGGUAAAUUUCCCAAAAAAUGUCAACAACCUUUGUAAAAAUAUCAACCACUACCCUUGUAAAAAUAUAUAACCUUGUAAUUUGCAUGCCAGCUCACAGAAGUUUAACAGGAUGUCAACAACAAAACAAUAAAACUUACUCCAAUAAACGCACACACUUUAGUUUUACAAAAUCAUUCCUCUUAAAGUAACAUUUUUCCUCACACUACCCUAAAAGUUCAAUAAGUCUUUGAAAGAUUUUGUGCCUUGUUACAUCAUAAUUCGUGCUCAAAUAAGAUCCCUAAGUUUGACUACUAAGGUGGAUAUAAAUAGCUAAAGGCUGAAAUACACUAUCAUUUUUCAAUGAUCAUUUUCCAAUUAUCAUUGAAAAAUGACAGUGUAUACAGAAGAAAAUGUCAUUUUUUACACUCUCAUUUCCAAUGAUCCUUAAAAAUGAAAAGUUGAACAUGUUCAACUUUUAAUUUUUCAAUGACAUUUUUUUUCUAUUGUUUUAAAUCGAAUCCAUUGUUUUCGCACACGUGUUUGUUGCACGCGAUGUAGUUUAGGCGUAAAUAUAGAUAAAAACAAAGAUUUGAACAAGUAAUUCACCCGAGAAUGAAGACGCAAGAAGCGACCGAAAAUUUUUUUGAGAUUUGGAGAAGCCAGCCCAGUUUGUGGGAUGUUAAAUCCCCGUUUUAUAAGGACAGAAACGAGAAGGCAAAAAGAUAUGAGAUAUUCAAAGGCAGACUAGGAAUGGAAGAGAAAUUAGUGAGGAGUAAAAUAAAUACACUACGAAGUUAUUUCAGCGCAGAAUUGAAGAAAGUAAACAACAGCAACAAAUGUGGAGCAGGACGAGAUGAUGUUUACGAAAGUAAAUGGCCAUACUUUCAGUCCUUGCUAUUCCUACGUGACUCCAUCGUCCCAAGAAAAACAACUUCUUCUAUGGAAUUUGACUACAAUGAAAAUACAGCUGACAAGGAGAGUGAGUCACUUCAAAAUUCACCAAUAACCCUCCAAGAAUGGGACAUGGAGGAUAAAAUUGACGUGUGUACAACCGAUGUGACAUCAAAGAAGAAGCCUCUCCCCAAAAAACGAAAAGUUUCCCCGAAAUCUUCAGAAGAUCACAUGUUGAAGCACGCGAUAUCAGUUCUGGAAGAAAAACGCGGGAAAACACUGGGUGCAGAUAAACUCUACGGUCGCACUCUUGGAGAGAGUCUAAAAGCCAUUCCAGACAGAAUGCAAAAAAAAUACCUUAAAGUGAAAAUACAGGAGCUCCUUUUUCAAGCUCAGAUGGGAUUACUCGCCGUACCCUCUUUCAGAACACCGCCCGUUCAAUCUCCGAUCCCAAGGAACUCUUCAACACAUGCCACACAAAGUUAGCCACCCUUUGUGUCUCCGCCGUUAUCGCCUGUUUUACAGAAUAUGUACCGACACCCAGUGAAAAUAUAUCAAAACACUUUUCAGAGUCGAGAAAGUUUGUCAGAUCUUAAUCCAGAAAGUGAGGGCUCACAAAGUGCAGGGUAUUAAUGUGUGAUUGCUAGUUUAGUACGUUUGAUAAAUUACUGAACGAAAUAUAUAUUUACAUUGAGGUAUUUUUCUUUUAAUCGCAUGUAAAUAGCUUCGCAAACUUCAGGGAUGAACUGUGACAAUGUACUUUUGUGAACGCGAAAUAAAUACUGUAAUUCGGCGUAA
Molecule: messenger RNA, 6513 nt
Organism: Hydractinia symbiolongicarpus
Lineage: Eukaryota; Metazoa; Cnidaria; Hydrozoa; Anthoathecata; Hydractiniidae
Exons: 3
Coding region: 5437-6201 (254 amino acids)
Source: RefSeq, a predicted model, not a curated record